UCAAGAUAUAUUUGCCUCACUAUUUCGUUUGUGCUCCUUAAACAUGUUUAAAAGUGAUAAGAGUUUGCAUUUGUCCAUUCAUUGUCAGAAUACAUUAAUGCACAACAUUUUACUGUCCAUGUUUUCUACUGUCCUACCAAUUCUGUAUUGGAUAUUUCUACAGUUUAGGUCUAAUCAUUUUGUAUUGGAUAGCCUAAUUAUUUGCCACUAUAACAGACAAGUAUGUGAAGAUUAUGUCAAUUUUUUUUAUGAUAGAUUAUAAGAUUAUAGACAAACCCACCCAAUGACUGCUCUCUCUCUCUCUCUCUCUCUCUCUCUCCUGUGCAAGUUGCAACAGGAACUCAACUUCUUAAAGCUCAUCUCGAGAACCUGCAUCUGCGCUCUGCGCUGAAGCCCUGCGCGUCGGAGCGGAUCUCUGGAUGUGGUUUACAAUGGGACCGGAUCUCACCUUACAAACUGUCGCACGAGGAAAACUAACAUUUACAUUAAACACUGAGACGAGCUGCACUUGCAAAUGGAUGUUCAGAGAGACGUGCUACGUUUUAUCUGACACUGUAUGAAGCUGCUUGUAAAGCGUAAUUUCGAAGUUUAGUACAAUGCGGAAACGCAAGGCUUGUUUUUCAAUUCGGUCCACGAUUUUACGGUCCAACUGACCUUUAUGUAACUAACUGAAAGCGCGUUCGUCUGCGAUCUUGCCUGCGAGCAUCAUCCGUGGAAAGCACUUGGAAUCAGCAUCACCAAUGGCUUGAUCAUCCGGUUCAUUGUCUUUGAAAUGGAUGAUAGAUCCAACAAACUCCUUUUAGUUCCUGUUUUGACCGUUUUAUUUGUCAUGAUCGGUUAUCAGUACAUCUGUCCAGCAGGGAGCAUGUCCUGUCGGUUCGGUAAUGGAGAGAGUUCUCCGUUCUCCAAAUAUCCAGCAGACGUCAAGAGAGACUCUCCGGAUCGGGACGAGGACGCUCCGUUCAGAUUCCCGUCUAAAUUCAACUUCACGCGCGAGGACCUCUAUCGCCACGUGGAUUUCGACAUCAAGGGGAACGACGUGAUCGUGUUCCUCCACAUCCAGAAGACCGGAGGAACGACGUUCGGGAGGCACCUGGUGCGCAACAUCCACCUGGAGCGCCCGUGCGACUGCCGCUCCGGACAGAAGAAAUGCACGUGUCACCGGCCCGGUAAAGCGGAGUCGUGGCUCUUCUCGCGCUUCUCCACGGGAUGGAGUUGCGGGUUGCACGCGGACUGGACCGAGCUCACGAACUGCGUCCCUGCUGUGAUGAAUAAAAAGCAAAAGAAAGACGCGCCACUCAACAGACGGAACUUUUACUACAUCACGCUGUUGCGAGACCCUGUGUCGCGUUACCUGAGCGAGUGGAAGCACGUGCAGCGCGGCGCCACGUGGAAGACAGCACUGCACAUGUGUGACGGGCGUCCUCCCACUCCAGACGAGCUGCCGGCCUGCUACAGCAGUGAAGACUGGACCGGCGUGUCUCUGGAGGAGUUCAUGACCUGUCCCUCGAACCUGGCCAACAACCGACAGACUCGCAUGCUGGCUGAUCUCAGCCUGGUGGGCUGCUACAACCUGUCCUCCAUGAGUGAAGAGCGGCGCGCCGAGCUGCUCCUCAGCAGUGCCAAGCGCAACCUGCUUCGCAUGGCGUUCUUCGGCCUAACUGAGUUCCAGCGCAAAACACAGUUCCUUUUUGAGAGGACGUUCGGCUUGCACUUCAUCACCGCCUUCACUCAGAUUAACGGGACGCGGGCGGCCGGGGUCACGGUUGGGACAUCUACCCGGAGGCGCAUAGAGGAGUUGAACGCUUUAGACAUGCAGUUGUAUGAAUAUGCGCGGGAGCUUUUCUCACAGCGCGUGCAGUACUGCCACCAUCAGGAGCGGCAGGAGGAGAGAGAGAGGAAACGACAGCAACGCAGGAGAAUGAAGGAACAGAAAGCUUCACAGAUUCAACAACAGGAGGAUGACGAACAAAAAGACUUGGAGCAGGAAAAUACGGAGUUAACUGGGGUGACGGAGGACUACAGCAGUCAGGUGGUGCGGUGGUGAUUCUGUGCUCUCUGGUUCCGUUCAGAAUAACAUACGACUCUUACUAACUUGAUAGUAUAUAGUAUGCAUACUGUGCAGAAUAUGCAGUAUACCUACUAUCCACUUUAAACAGUUUUUUCCAUUGAACCGUUUUGGGUUCCCCAUUGAACCUUUUUAGUGAACAGUUCUUAAAAUAAAAAUUUUUCCUUACUUUUAAGAAUAUUCAAUAAUCUAUUGAAUCAUUUCUACUAUAAAGAACCUUUUAUAGAAUGGAAAGGUUCUAUGGAUGUUAAAGGUUUUUCAUGGAACUUUGCAUGUCAGUAAAGAACCUAAAUGUGCAUUCUAAAGAAGUUUCUGUAUAGUGGUUAUUGGAUUUUGAAAAUAUUCUUCACACUACAAAAAAAUGAAAUAUAAAAAUAUUUUAAGAAAAGGUUAAGUGAAAGGUUCUUUGAGGAAGCAAAAAUGGUUCUUCUAUUGCAUCGCUAUGAAAGCCUCCCUUUGGAACCUUUAUUUUUAAGAGCACGCUGAAAUGGAAGAACCAAUUAGAUGGAGCAAAACAAAUGUGGAUGUUUUUUUACUUGACAAAUGUGGUGCAAUGGCCAAAUAUGUCCAUCUGAUGCAUGUUUACAUAGCUCAGUCGUUUAAAAAUAGCACAGAUGGAGCACAAAAAAACACACAAUGUGAAUGGGCCCAAAGCAGUAUGUGCUUCACCUUCACUUAAGUGAGCAUCAUCUACACAUUUUUGGCACUGAUAUGUGCUUGUUUGUCACUCUAAAACUUUCUUAGACUAUUUAUUUUGCUGUCCUAACCAUGCAUCAUUAUGUAGUUGCAGUUUAACCAUGUAAAGAUUAAAUAGUCAGACAAAUUCAUUUUUGAAAUGAGAGAGUUUAUUUAUGGAACAGGUUUAACAUGGUUUUCCUAAAAAAGUAUGUAUGGAUGACUAAGUACGUCUUUCAAGUAAUGUCUUUUUGCAUAUCAAAUAUGAAACAGUAGGCUUUAUAGGGUUAGUAUUUGUAUUUAGCUUUGUUUCCACUACUCGAACACCCUUGAAUUGCAACUUAUUAUUUGAGAACCACUGCAAGGAAUGAGGUUAUCAAACAGUGCAAUGUGCUUAAGUUGACAUUCCUUUCUCAGAGUCAUCAAUGAAACAGAAGUAAGAUUAACUGUGAUUUUCAGUUGGUAUGCACAAUAUAUCGGUACCAUAACAGUUAGCUGAUAUUAAGGAUUUUUGCUAAAAGGCUUCCUUCCACAGUUGCCAUCCUUCACAAAACUUAAUAUCUACAACUGUUUUACCACUGCAAACUGUUUCAAUACAAGCAUUUCAGUCAAAUGUAAUUUAUGCAAUAUUUCAAACCUUUUACCCAUGGGAGAAAAUCGACCCACCACAACAGUUGAUUCUGUGGGAAAUAAUGGACAUGUCCAGGAGAAAGAGGACGUAUGGUCACCCUAAUUUAUGGUCAAACCAGUAACCGUUUCAUCCCUAGUUUCCAUUCACCACUAUAGAAGUUUACCCAACUAAUGAUUACCAGAACCACAGAAAUGUGAAAAAGGCUACUUAGCACUGUUCAAUGCAGUAAUUAACAAAUCUCAAAAUUAAUCUACAUUUCCGUACUGUGUUAUGAUGUUGUGAUGCUUAAAGGUGCUGUAUAUGAUUUUUUGUACUAAAACUGUACUAAAACCAAAAACGACCAUGUUUACAGAUAUAUAAGAAACAUGAAAAGCAAUGCUACAGCAAGUCAUUCUACUUAGAAAUGUGUGUUCCAUGUCGGAAUGUCUGUUUUUGUUUUGGUCUGUGUGAUUCCACGCUCAUCAGCUUACAGUGCAAGGCCUGUCUCCUUCAAUGGUCAAUUGCGCUCCUGCUGUGUGUCCUCAAUCUGGCAACCUGCAUUGAAUGUCAGUCAAAUCUGAGGAGGAGGCUCUCCAAUAUUUGGAAUUAGCUGUCAGAAUUACAUACUGAACUUUCAAAUUCACUUGUUGCAUUAAAAAAAAGAAAGUCUUUGGUGUAAUAUUUAUAUAAUUUAGGUAAAAUACUAUAGUGUUUUAAUAUCAGCCAUAACAUUAAUAUACUAUUUGGCUUAUUGGCUUAUCAGUAUAAUAAGUUACAGAAUUUCAAUAUCAGUCAAAUAUUAAAUUUUAACAUCUACUUAUUCACUCAUUUUGUUGUUGGUUUGCCAAAAGUUUCAACAUUUUUGCACACAAACGACAAAAUAUAAAUGUAGGUUUCCAGCUUAAUAACUGUUAUGUGACAGCCAUGUAGCAUACUACAGAAACAUUUAUCAUGUGUGUACUGUGUCACUGACUUGUACUGCACAGGAUUCAGGUAGUAAGCUAUUAUUCUAUUCUGAACAUAGCCUUUUAAAUUUUAAUUUUAGAUUAAAUUAUCCAUAUGAUUUGUCAUUAGAAACCCUUUGAAAUAAUAAUACUUUUUAAUAAUUAUUAUAUUAGUGCUACCAGUAUUAUUAAAAAAACGGAAUUGUAACUUAUUUGUAAAAUUUCAACUUUUAAUUUAGUGCAAUAUUUUGCAAUUGCAAAAUUUAAGUGCAUUUUUCACUAACAACUGCAACAGGAUUUAUAUGUAUACAUAAAUUACAAUUGUGACCAUCAACAUUUUUACUGAUUCUAUGGCAACACCGAACAAACUUUAGUCAUUAUGAAUUUAUAUAUUAAUACUAGACACCUUAAAGAUAACGUGGACUAAAGAUCUUUAUUUCUUUACUAGCUUCUCCUGGUGCACACAGGACAUUAACUGCUCUGGUCAUGUGACAAUUUGCACUAACCAUGUGAAACUGCACAUAGUCUAAUGUGACCUGUGAGAUUAAAUGGGUUAAUGAUUAGAUUAAAUACCACUAUAAUAGCCAAUAAACUAAUCUAAGAGGAGCAACAGCUGAAUGUUAUUCUAAUGAAAACUGGUUUAUCUCAUUUCUAUCUCAACUGUUGGUUUAUCUCAACAGUUCUCUGUCUGUUCUUCUGUUUUGGAAAAUAUUAAAAUAAGGGAUGUGUACAUACACUGGACACACGGUCCACUAGACCAGAAGGUCUGACUAGACCAAUUUGUCUACUUGAAUCUUUUUACGUUUGCUUGUUUUUCUCAGUUUGUAAAGUGUGUGAGAUAUUAAAAAUGAAAUGAAUAGUAUGAGAAUGACGUUCGCAUGGUCACAACUACAGGUGUAAAUCGAUUUGUUUUCCAAGUGUACUUAUUGAGUCAA
Messenger RNA from Carassius auratus (goldfish), 5232 nucleotides. RefSeq names its product heparan-sulfate 6-O-sulfotransferase 3-B-like. The transcript is spliced from 2 exons. NCBI's taxonomy places the organism in Eukaryota, Metazoa, Chordata, Actinopteri, Cypriniformes, Cyprinidae. The record is from RefSeq and is a predicted model, not a curated record. Bases 773 to 2047 code for a protein of 424 amino acids. Gene Ontology annotation, cellular component: membrane. Gene Ontology annotation, molecular function: heparan sulfate 6-sulfotransferase activity.